This is a messenger RNA of Ogataea philodendri, 1524 nucleotides long. RefSeq lists its product as uncharacterized. NCBI's taxonomy places the organism in Eukaryota, Fungi, Ascomycota, Pichiomycetes, Pichiales, Pichiaceae. The coding region runs from base 1 to 1524 and encodes 507 amino acids. The record is from RefSeq and is a predicted model, not a curated record. Gene Ontology annotation, molecular function: DNA binding; RNA polymerase II C-terminal domain phosphoserine binding. Gene Ontology annotation, cellular component: Cdc73/Paf1 complex. The transcript has a single exon.
AUGAGUGAUAGUGAUGACGAUUUGUUGGCCCUUGCCGGAAUGGGCUCCGAGGGAGAGGAAAGCGAUUACGAGCCAACGUUGCAGACCACUUCGCGGACAAGCGGGCUCAAGCGCAAGACCGUGGACGACGACGAGGACGACGAGGACGACGAAUCCAAACAAGACCCGUAUCCGUUGGAGGGCAAGUUCAAAGAUGAGGAGGACAAGGCUGCGUUGUUGAGCAUGGACGAGGUCACCAGAGAACAGGUCCUGUACGAUCGUGAACAGGAGAGAGAAAAGUACCGUGAGAGACGGUAUCUUGCUUUGAGGGCAAGGCAAAGCCAGGCCGAGUCGAGCGCCCUCAAGACGGCAGAGCCCACGGGGAAAAAAUUGCGUACUAGCAAGCUACACGAGUUGAAGAAACAGAGAGAAAAGAAGACCAGAAAGACACAGAGAGCAGACUCCGAGGACGAAGAUAUGGAGGACACUAUGGCUGCUGAAGAAGACGAGGAGGACGAUUACGAGGAAGGAUACUACUCUGACGAGGUGGAAUCUCGUCAAAGAAAAUCGCACACUAGUGAUUACGACGACAAGUACUACCAGGACGCUACUUUGAAGGACGUUAAUAGCAAAGUGCGUUCGAGUCGGACGAUUUUGUCACGGUUCCUGUUUAGAGACGAGUUUGACCAGGUGAUCAGAAACACGUUUGUCCGGGUCAAUGUUGGUGUUUCCAGAGAAACAGGACAGUCGCAGUACAGAAUGGCCAAGAUCGAGGAGGUGAAACGCGGCGGAAAGCCAUACCAUUUGUUGAACAAGCCGUGCGACACGUACUUGGUUGUUUCGCAAGGAGAUUCCAAGAAACUUAUCGAUAUGAAGUGUCUUUCCGACUCGCCAAUCAGUCCGAGCGAGUUCGAGUCGUACAAGAGACGGCUCGAGGACUCCAGUUUGGAGCUGCCGUCGCUGGGCGAUGUGGACGCCAAGUUCAGAGAACUCAGAGACAUGUCCACCCGAAAACUGACUGACGAGGAUAUCAACAAGAUGGUUGCACGUAAAGAGGCCAUUUCCGUGGCCACGAUGGACUCGGGUAACAGAGUCAAGAGACUCGCCAGGUUGAGAGAAGAGUUGCAGGUUGCUGUUGAAAGAGAGGAUCUGGGCAAUGUGGAGCGUUUGACCAAACAGAUCGACGAGCUGUCCAAGUACGUUCAUGCGGACUCGGGAGAGCUUUCGAGAAUGGACAAGAUCAACCUGCGUAACAAGAAGACCAACGAGACCGCCAUCAGAAGAGCAGAGAAGAAGAACGUCGAGAGUAGACAGAAACAGCUGCUCAGCAACAACUUCAACGAUCCGUUUUCCAGACUCAGAACCAACCCAAAGAUCUUUUACACUUCUGCACAGUCUGCGCAAAAGGAAAUUGCUGACGAACAGAAACCUACAGAGGAUACAAAAGAGGACGCGGAACAAGCUGCAAGAAGCAGUCUUUUUAUGACAAACGGAAUCGAUUCCGUGAUCAAGGAGGUGACGUUUGAUUUCAAGCUGGAAGUCUGA